Messenger RNA from Centruroides sculpturatus (bark scorpion), 1710 nucleotides. RefSeq lists its product as uncharacterized. Gene Ontology annotation, molecular function: RNA-DNA hybrid ribonuclease activity; nucleic acid binding. The transcript has a single exon. Lineage: Eukaryota; Metazoa; Arthropoda; Arachnida; Scorpiones; Buthidae. Bases 1 to 1710 code for a protein of 569 amino acids. The record is from RefSeq and is a predicted model, not a curated record.
AUGCGUAGAAAUGUCGUUAGGGGUUGCCCUCAGGGCUCUGUAUGUGGCCCUAUCUUGUGGAAUACUGUCUUUGACAACUUUUUAAGACAGAGCUUUGGCCACGUAACAAUUGCUUAUGCAGAUGAUGCAAUCGUUCUUCUGGGGGGUAAUUCGAGAGCUGCUCUAGAGAUCUUCGGUAACGAUACUUUAUGUAAGAUAAGCAAAUGGGGUAAGGAAUACAAACUUACCUUUAACAUUAACAAAACGAUGGGAAUUGUUUUUAAUAAACCUGGUAAACCGAAUCUCUACCGGAGGACCCCGGUUAUUAAGAUGGAUGGACAAAGUGUUAAAAUUGUUAAAUCCAUCAAAUAUUUAGGAAUCAUAUUAGACCAUCGUUUAUUAUGGAAUACACACAUAGCAUACAUAACUGAUCGUACUGGCAGUAUAUUUAAUAUUCUUACUGGCUUUGCUAAGAGACGCUGGGGACUUACUACCGAUGCCCUUAACAUCAUAUACAAACAAAUUUUCGUACCAAUAAUUACAUAUGCUUGCGGUAGCUGGAGCCAAGAUAUAUAUAAAAUUCAUAUAAAUAGAAAACUUAUAUCUGCACAAAGAAAGGCGCUCAUCCAGUUGACCAGAGCUUAUUGCACAACCCCUAAUGUCUCCAUCCAAGUUCUGGCAAGAUGUCCUCCUAUUGAUAAAAUCAUUGACUAUACUGCAAAAAUUUGGCAUAUCAAAUGGGGACAGAAUAUACAAACUGAUGAUUACAUUAUUAGGGCAGAGGACGUCGAAAGACCAGUGGCUUUUAAUCAAUCAAGACAUCCUGCCACCACAAAUAAUUUUGCUAUUAACACCUAUGAUAAUGCAGACUUUCAUCUUUUUACAGAUGGCUCUAAAACGGGUAACCGAGUAGGCUGCAGUUUUAUUGCAUACUGCCGUGAAGAGAUAUUGACUAUGGAACAAUAUCGACUUGGUGAAAAUUGCUCAAAUUUCCAAGCCGAAUUGUUCGCCAUUCAAAUGGCUGUUGCUUGGUGUAAGCAUAAUUAUACAAACAAAAGGAUUUCUGUUAAUACUGAUUGUUCUUCUGCCAUAGCUCUGCUAAAAACCAGAAACUAUCAUCCGAUUGCAAAUCGUAUACAAGAUAUCAUAAAUACAUCCACUUGUCAUUUCGCUAUAAACUGGAUUCGAGGACAUCAAGGGCACUAUGGAAAUGAACUGGCAGACGAACUUGCAAAAGAGGCUUCUUAUAAGGAGGACUUACCUGUAUCUUACAAAAGAAUUAGUAUACAAACAAUUAAAACUAUCCUGUGGAAAGAAGUAAUUCAUGCAUGGCAGCUUCAAUGGAAUAAUAUUAAUAAUAAAACACAUGAAUAUAUUACAGAUAUUACAAAUUUCCUUAGUAAUAAAUGGUACAAGCCUACCCACCAACUCACACAAAUAUUAACAAAUCAUGGGAGAUUUUAUUCAUACCUUUCAAGAUUCAAGGGCACAUCAAACUCAAGAUGUCUUAUAUGUGAUUGCAACGACAGCAGCGAUCAUUAUAUUUAUACAUGCCCUAUGCUAGAAAAUGAAAGAUUGAUUUUAAAACUGUUACUUGAGUCUCAUGAUCUCCAUUGGCCACCUCCCACCUUAGAACGUCUCUUUGAUCACAAAGAUACCUUCGAUGCCUUUGUACAACUCGUUAACAUGUAUUUUGUAAGGACCAGUGUACCAGCUUAUUCUGGCCAUUAA